AUGUCUGACCACGAAGGCGAUUUCGGUGGCAACGACGACCUCUCCCUCCCCAAGGCCACCGUCCAGAAAAUCGUCACCGAAAUCUUGCCGCCCAGCAUGGGCGUCGCCUUUUCGCGCGACGCCCGCGACCUGCUGAUCGAGUGCUGCGUCGAGUUCAUCACGCUCAUCUCGUCCGAGGCCAACGAGAUCUCGGAAAAGGAGGCCAAGAAGACGAUUGCCUGCGACCACGUGACGCGCGCGCUGGAGCACCUGGGCUUUGCCGAGUACGUCGGCGCGGUGCUGGAGGCGGCGCAGGAGCACAAGGAGGUGCAAAAGGGCCGCGAGCGGAAAGCGGACAAGUUUACGCAGAGCGGCAUGACGCUCGAGGAGCUGGAGCGGCUGCAGCAGGAGCAGUUUGCAGAGGCGGCGAUGCGGCACGGAUAG
This is a messenger RNA of Sporothrix brasiliensis 5110, 423 nucleotides long. RefSeq names its product CBF/NF-Y family transcription factor. Gene Ontology annotation, cellular component: negative cofactor 2 complex. NCBI's taxonomy places the organism in Eukaryota, Fungi, Ascomycota, Sordariomycetes, Ophiostomatales, Ophiostomataceae. The coding region runs from base 1 to 423 and encodes 140 amino acids. Gene Ontology annotation, molecular function: core promoter sequence-specific DNA binding; general transcription initiation factor activity; TBP-class protein binding. Gene Ontology annotation, biological process: chromatin remodeling; positive regulation of transcription by RNA polymerase II; negative regulation of transcription by RNA polymerase II. The record is from RefSeq and is a predicted model, not a curated record. The transcript has 2 exons.